This is a messenger RNA of Rhodofomes roseus, 2593 nucleotides long. Its product is annotated as ABC transporter transmembrane region 2-domain-containing protein. Gene Ontology annotation, molecular function: ATP binding; ATP hydrolysis activity; ABC-type transporter activity. Gene Ontology annotation, cellular component: peroxisomal membrane. Bases 160 to 2424 code for a protein of 754 amino acids. Gene Ontology annotation, biological process: peroxisome organization; fatty acid beta-oxidation; very long-chain fatty acid catabolic process. The transcript has 10 exons. The record is from RefSeq and is a predicted model, not a curated record. Lineage: Eukaryota; Fungi; Basidiomycota; Agaricomycetes; Polyporales; Fomitopsidaceae.
UGAACUUGAAAGGUCGCCGUCGUACACCAUCAUCAUCUCCUCGCUGGCCCAUGUCCCCUACGCGGUAGAGACGCUUACUCUACCUGCAUACCACUUCGACUGUACCACUAGCCCAUCUGCCACGUGUCCGAGAUAUCUCAGCGAAGUGCCAGUGACGAGAUGUCGAUCAGGAAUCGGCUUGUCAACGCCAAGGGUGCUCCGCGCCCUUUGCUUUUGCUCAUAUUCUCCUUGAUUCUCCUCCGCUCUCGCCUGUACACAGGACCAAGAUCAGCAAUACGCAGGUUGAGGGCAACUGCGUCCAAGCAGAACAUCAGCGAGGAGGAGUUAACGCGGGCACUGCAGCAAGUAUACGUGAAGGAUGCGGAUGGAACGACGCGACUUCUUGUACCUCAUGAAGGUCACAUCGAGCAGAUCCCCAUCCGCCCCACGCCCCCAUCUGUCAUCGCUGACAAUGCACGCAACUUCCCUCCCAUCCCUGCCGCACACAAGCCCGGAAUAGACAAGACCUUUCUUAGACAACUGCUCGCCAUCCUUCGCGUCGCAUUACCGACCUACCGCUCCAAAGAGGCCUUCAUCCUCUGCGCACACACCUUCUUCCUCGUCUUCCGCACCAUCCUCAGCGUCGCCGUCGCACGUCUCGAUGGCCGGAUAGUGCGCGACCUCGUCAGCGCGGACGGGAAGGGCUUUCUGAAGGGGCUGGGGCUAUGGUUUGCGCUUGCGGUUCCGAGCACGUACACGAACGUCAUGAUUCGCCACCUCCAAGCGACGCUUUCACUGAGGCUGAGGACACGCCUGACGCGAUACACGGACGACGUGUACCUGUCAUCGUCGCCAGAGUUGCGAUACUAUCGUGUCGCGCUAGAAGGCGGACUGGACGACGUCGACCAGUACAUUACGUCUGAUAUUGCCUCGUUCUGCGACUCUCUCACCGGUAUUUACGGGAACGUCCUGAAGCCCUCUCUAGAUCUCAUCCUCUUCACCUCUCAGCUCUCACGGACCCUCGGAUUUCGAGGCACGUUCCUGCUUGGGCUGAACUACUAUGUCACUGCUAGGAUCCUGCGCGCGGCGACGCCCGCUUUCGGGCGACUGGCUGCGGUCGAGGCUCAGCUCGAAGGAGAGUAUCGCGCCGGGAUGGGGCGUGUUGAUAGGGAGAGCGAGGAGAUUGCCUUUUACAGCGGCGGGCUCCGGGAGAGGAGCAUCCUCUGGAAAGCUUACUUGAGGCUUAUUCGGCAUGUCAACUCCAUCUACAAGAUUCGCAUUGCAUACGAGUGGACGGAGGACUUCGUUAUAAAGUACUUGUGGAGUGCUGCCGGAUACUGUCUCAUUUCCAUCCCCGUCUUCCUCACACGGCGAAGACAUGUCGGCGUACAAGCAGGCAUACCGACGGUCUCAAGGCCCAAUGACGAGGUCGCGAACCGCACCGAAACCUACAUCUCCUCCCGCCGCCUGCUCCUCUCCCUCGCCGACGCAGGCGGACGCGUCAUGUACGCUUACAAAGACCUGCUCGAGCUCGCGGGGCUCACCACGCGUCUCUACUCCCUCCUCGCAACCCUACACAACCUGCCUCCUCUCCCGCCCACAUCCGACGCCGCGCAUGAGGACCGCAUCGAGCUCAGGGACGUCGACGUCGGCAUACCCAGCGUCUCGCCCGCCGUCAUCGCCGGGGUGCCAGAGAAGACUGGGUCGUCGUGGAUCCUGGUUAAGGACCUGUCGCUGGUGCUCCGCCAGGGCGAGCACUUGAUGAUCACGGGGAGCAACGGCGUCGGAAAGACUGCUGUAGCGAGGGUCCUCGCGGGCCUCUGGGCAGCGCAGGGCGGCGGAGAGGUGAAGCGUCCCGCGGGGAAGCAGGGCGUGUUUAUCGUCCCGCAGAGAGCGUACAUGGUGACUGGGUCCCUACUGGAUCAGAUCAUCUACCCGCACUCGUAUCCGGAGUUCUUGGAGUCGGGCAAGACGGAGCAGGACCUGAUGGACAUCUUGGCCGCGGCGAACCUUGCGUACUUGCCCGCUCGGGAGGGAGGCUGGUCCACGAGGAAGGAGUGGCGCGAUGUGCUGAGUGGCGGCGAGAAGCAGCGGAUGGGCCUUGCGCGAGUGUUCUACCACAUGCCGAAGUUCGCGGUCCUUGAUGAGUGCACAAGCGCCGUCUCCAGCGACGUCGAAGGGCGGAUGUAUGAGCAUGCAAAGUCGCUCGGCAUAACGCUCAUCACCAUCUCGCUGCGCCCGUCGCUGAUGCGUUAUCACACACAGCUGCUCACGCUCGCGGGGGACGGCACGGGAAGGUGGACGUUGACGCGCAUCGGCACCGCGGAGGAGCGCAUGGGCAUCGACCGCGAGGUCAUCACGCUCGAGAGCAAGCUCGCGGAGGUUGAACAGUGGGAGGCACGCGUUCAGGAGCUAAACCAGAUGCUUUCUGUGCAGGAGCAGUGAUUGAGGAUACUGUAUGGAUAUCGGGUUUUGUCGAUGUAUUGCAAUCGAUAUUGUGGAGUAGACAAUGUGUUACAUGGGAAACCGCCGAAGCCAUGGCUUCGGACUGUUAAUAAGUACAAUGACGAUGGGGACAGCUAAAAGACUCGAGUACAGUAGGCAGAUGAGGGUC